This is a messenger RNA of Gallus gallus (chicken), 4155 nucleotides long. RefSeq names its product BPI fold containing family B member 4 (gene BPIFB4). The record is from RefSeq and is a predicted model, not a curated record. Gene Ontology annotation, molecular function: lipid binding. The transcript is spliced from 19 exons. Bases 171 to 1928 code for a protein of 585 amino acids. Lineage: Eukaryota; Metazoa; Chordata; Aves; Galliformes; Phasianidae.
GGAGGUGACGGGUGGGUGAGCUGCGAGGUCCCCCCCCCCAGGCCAGGAGUGGAGCAGGAAGACCGGAGACGGGAUAGGGCCAGUUUCCCUCCCCAGGUUGCUGUUGGCUGCCUCUGUGCCAGCAGUGCGAGCUGUGCCCUGCAUCCCACCCUGCCACGCCAGAGGACACCAUGCUGACGGCUCUGAGCAUCGCUGUGCUCUAUGCCCUGCUGUCCCCAGCCCUGAGCCAGCUGCCAACAGAUGCUGUCCUCCGCCUCAACAAAGGUGUUCUGAGUGAUGCUCUUGCAGGUUCCCUGCAACACGGUGCAGUCCUGCAAGGAGCCCUCGGAGAUCUGCCCAUCAGCGGGAUGGAUGGAAGCAGAGCACAGCAGGACAGCCACGGAGGGGGCCUCCUGGGUGGCGGGGGGCUGCUUGGCGGCCUGCUGGGUGGUGGGGGGCUGCUGGGGGGGCUGACGGGUGGCCUGCUGGGUGGAGGUGAUGGCGCCAAUCUCCUUGGUGGAGGGGGUGAUGCAGGUUGUGGUCUCCGUGGUGAUGGGGAUGCUUCCUGGACGGCCCCCCGCAGCCGUCCCCCUCCCAGAAGCUGGCCUGUCCCCAGGGGGUCCCUUCCUGUGGAUGUGCCGGGUGCAGCAGAGGGGCAGGGGGCUCUGCUGGGUGAUGGAGGCCCCUCCGGCACAGCUGGGCUCCUCGGAGGAGGCUUGCUGGGUGUCCUUGGGGACGGAGGCCUGCUCAGCACAGCGCAGGGGCUCACGGGGCUGAGGAUCGUGGAGCUGACGCUGCCCACGGUGUCCCUGCGGCUCCUGCCCGGCAUCGGCUUCCACCUCAACCUCUACACGCGGGUGGCCCUCAAUGGCAGAAGCCUCCUGGGUCUGCUGGACAUCGCUGUGGAAGUGAACAUCACCUCGCGGGUCCGGCUGACCAUGGAUGGCACCGGCUACCCCAGACUGGUGGUGGAAAAAUGCAACACGCUCCUCGGAGGCAUGAAAGUCAGACUGCUGAGAGGCCUGCUCCCAGUUGUGGAUAAUUUACUGGCUGGUGUCCUGAACAGGCUUCUUCCUAAUCUGCUCUGCCCGAUACUCGAUGUUGCCCUGGGACUUGUCAAUGAUCAGCUGGGGCUGGUCAACUCACUGGUGCCACUGGGGUUGCUGGGCAGUAUCCAGUACACCGUGUCCAGCCUGCCGCUGGUGACCGGCCAGUUCCUCGAAGUAGACCUGAAUACUGUGGUCGGCCGGGUGGCAGGAGGUCUGGUCGACUACCCACUGGGAAGACCUGAAAGUGUCCCCACACCUCCACGGGUCCCCAUGCCGCCUCUGCCACCGAUGCCUGACAGCAGCUCCUCCCAGCUGGGCCUAUCUGUGAGCUUCCUCAGCUCAGUGCUGGCUGCCCUGCAGAAGGAAGGAGCUCUGGAUCUGGACAUCUCCAAUGCCAUGUAUCCUGAGCUCCCACCGCUGACAACGCCGACGCUUGGAGCCCUGGUUCCUGCGGUUCUUAAGGCAUACCCUGAGCCGUGCGACUUGCUGCUGAAAAUCGCAGUUCCCAAAGCACCCGUGGUGACCUUAAAGAAAGAUAAAGCUGCCAUCCAGCUCCAGGCUACAGCAGAGGUGGUGGCCAUCCACUCGGCCGACGUGCAGAAGUUUCUCUGCCUUCUGAAUAUUGAUGCGUCCUUGCUGGCUCAGUUUGCUGUUGAGGCCAACAAACUGAAGAUGACUGCCGGCCUUGAGAAGACUGAGCUCUCGUUGGUGUCUUCAUCCAUUGGUGAUUUUGAUAUCUCGCUGCUGGAGAUGCUGAUCAACAAGGUCUUCGAUGCUGCCUUCCUGCCUGCCCUGAAUGCUGUGCUGGGCCAUGGGGUGCCGCUCCCACGCCUGCUGAACAUCGACUUCACCAACGCUGACAUCUACGUCAUCGAGGACCUCCUCGUGCUGUCGGCGUGAGCCACACAUUGCCCGGCUGCCCCCAGGAUGGGAGCCCAGCCUGAUGCUGCCCACCAGCACUUCCCUCCGCGCCAACGCGAGCAAAGCAGCUCCUCCACAAAAGCAUCACGUCCUCCCUGUGUAGCUUUGAAUACAGAAGGAAACACGGGUGGUUGUUGCCUCUGAAUGUUGCGUUCUGGACUCUUCCUUUUGCAGACGCUCGGCAGGAUGUGGUGGGCUCUGCAAUCUAACGUGGGCACGUUACACGUGGGGUUAUGUGACCCCAUCCCAACCGCUCCGUGUAAAACCUCCUCACCUUCCCAGCACUGCUCUGCUCCUGGGGAAGGCACUGAGCGCUGCUGGGCUGCAGGGAGCACACUGGGACUGCUCUCACACUGCUGCCUUCCAGCCUGUUCUCUGCCAGCCCUGCACCCCCCGAGAGCCCCCCGGAGCUGACGUGGGCUUCUCCUGCCAUCUUUCCCAUUCUUUUUUCCCUUCCCAGCUCUAUUUAUUUCCAUUUAUUUCGUUCCCUCUCAAACCUCCUCUUAUUGCCCGGAUGUCCCUUUGGGGCACAGCCGCCUUCCUGCUCACCUCCGGGCAGCGCGUGGCUCUCCCUUAGCAGUGCACAAACCCACACACCCUCUGGUUGGCAACGACCUCAUUUGAUCAGCCUCACUCAGCUGCCGUGCACAGUGUGCUUGCCGGGGGCAGCCCUCCUCCUGCAGUGUGCAGACACGGGCACUCGGUGCUGGCAGCACCCCUGGGUGUAUGAGCCCUAACGGCGUUGCUUUCCUUUGAUUUCUGCAGCAGCCUUUAAUCAUUGAUGAAAAUUAAUUUUUAAAGCCAGCAGAGCUCUUCCUCGUCAAAUCCCACCUUUAUUUUCGUGCUGUUAAGUUUAUUACACCGAUCGGGCUGGAAGAAACGAGCGGGGCUCUUUAAUUACUCUUGUUGCCCGGGAUGCAGGGCAAUCCUCAGCAUCUCAGCUCUAAUCUCAGCUGGCUGCUAAACCGGACCAACGUUCUGCACGUGGGAGAUGCUCCGCUCUGGUAUGAGUGCUGCCAGCCAGGUGGGCACGGCCCACACCUGCACGGCUAUUUCCCUGCUGUCGCACACGUUCUCUCUAAGAGUUCCUUUUAAAGACCUGAAAGCAUUCUGGCAGCCUCUUGCCAUGCUGCACACGUCCUGCAGGGACCCUCCGACAAAUCCCACUGAUUUUAUUUGACACCGCUCUCAAUCGAAGCUGCUCCAGCCUCUAUCUUUCUCCUCUGCUCAAUAAUCGCAGCUGCAGGAGCGGUGCAUCAUUACGUGCUGAUCAAAGGGAAAUGCAGAAGGCAGACCGGUGAAUUAAAGCCUGAUUUAAUUGUGCCGAGAGCUGUCAUAGAGGGAUUGUUAAAACGUAUGCGGAGCAGGUGAAGAAGUUGUUCCGAGUGACCUAAAUAACAUUAUUUCUCAGUGCUGAUGCGCUGCAAUAUGCAGCUCCAAUGCUGUCUUUCGUCGAGGAGACGCUGCUGGGACAAAGGUGGGUGUUGGUGGAAUGGAGAGCACAGCACUGCCUCACUGACUCCUUCCUUUCUUCCUUCCUUCCUUCCUUCCUUCCUUCCCACAACCACGGUGUGGCAGCCCCAGGAGUGGCACAGGGAGAUCCCAUUGGGUGACCCACCGGGCCGUGGGCAGCUCCGACACGGCAGAAUGGGCCCUUAAAGGAUGAGUGGAGCAAAGUGGGAACAACAAACAGCUCGGCUACGGGGAAGUGAAGCUGAUUUUGGCUGUGCUUUGAGCUUUAAUAACGCAAGGUGCUCUCCACGAGCUGCAGAAGGACACAGCUUUGACACGUACCAUUUUUUAUCUGGCUGUGCCCCUUUAACUGCUCUCAUUUCAGGGCCGUUCCGGAGCAGGUUGAAGCGAUCCAUCUCCUCGAUCCAAGGUGCUGGGAUGGAGAUGCGGACGCUCUGGUGUCUCACCCUUCUUGGAGGCCUUCUACCCCCCUGCUGGGGGCUUCUCAGCUUGGGAGGCAUCCUGGGCUCCAGCCGUGCACAGCCCUCGGAUGGAGGUCUGCUGGGCACCGGCCUCCUCGGGGAAGGUGGGCUGCUGGGCACAGGGCUCCUGGGCAAGAAGAGCCCAAGCGCAGAUGGCAGUGAAGGCACUGGAGGAGGACAGCCUGGUGGCAGCGGUCUGCUCAGCACAGGGCUCCUCGGUGGGGAAGGACUCCUCGACAGUGGCAUCCUUGGAGAGAAGGGGCUGCUCGGCA